Messenger RNA from Onychomys torridus (southern grasshopper mouse), 1524 nucleotides. RefSeq names its product serine/arginine repetitive matrix protein 3-like. The record is from RefSeq and is a predicted model, not a curated record. The transcript has 4 exons. The coding region runs from base 1 to 939 and encodes 312 amino acids. Lineage: Eukaryota; Metazoa; Chordata; Mammalia; Rodentia; Cricetidae.
AUGCAUGCAUUUCCCCGAACAACCAGGGUGGGAAAGCACAUCCCGGCCUCGGCCCGCCAGGCGCCUAGACGGAGCCUCCAAGAGCGGGCUCUGGAGAAGCCGGUUCCGCGCCAAUUUGGAGAGCCGCAGUGGCGGGGAGCCGUGGGUGGAGGGAACCGAGUCUGGUGUCGCGUCCUUCAGGCUCCCUUCCCUUCUUCCCAGCCCCACCCGGCGGGCAGUGCCGCUUGCAGGGGCGACCGGACCCCAAUUCCAGAAGAGCGGGGGGGGGGGGGUAGAGGGCUCCCGCCAGACAAGGUUCCCUUCCCUCCCGCAUCCCCCCUGGAGUCAGCACCUCCUCACCGCCAGACCCUCUACAGCUCGGCUCAGCUGGCCUCGCCCGCGCGCGCCGCGCCCUGCCCUCAGUGCGCGCGGGCGGGCGCCGAGUGGCCGCAGGGCUGCCCUCCCGGCCGGUGCUCCUCCGCCCCGCCCGGCGCUUCACCUGCGCGCGCCGCGGCUGCAGCAGCCCGCCAGGCCCCUCCCCCGUGCGGGGGCCGUCCUGCUCACCCCUGUCCCUCCCGCGGUGGCUCUGGGAUCUCGGGGUGUCAGGCGGCCGUUCGGCGCGGCACCGCCGGGGAGGGACGCGGCCCCGCCCAGGCCUCGGGGAACCCGGGUCUUCCCCGAAACGCGGGGCGCGGGAGCCGAGGGCCCGCCCCUCCGGGAGGGGCGAGGCGGUGGCUGAGGAGCCGGCCAAUGGCGAGUGAGGACGGCGGCGGGGCCGGCCAAUGGCGAGUGAGGACGGCGGCACAACGUGGAGCGGCCGCAGAAUGUAAACACGCCGGAGCGCGCGGCCCGCCACGUGCGGAGCGGGAGCCAUCCGCCGGGCGACGGGCGGCUCGUUCCCUCCCCCGGCCCCCGGCGGCCGCGCACAGGAAGGCGCCUCUGCCCCUGGAUGAGCCCUGAAGCCAUUCGGUCCCUUGUCCAAACUACCAGCAAGUUCUGUGGACUCCGGCUACACAAAUAGUCUAAAUCUACUUGCUAUUCGUAACUCAUUCUACUUCAUGCCAGCAACAUUCCCUGAUCUACUCUUGUUAAGUGAGAUUAUACAGGCAGCAUGCUUAGCAAGAUUCUUGACACAAAGUUAUCUGGAUAGGGCAACUGUUAUUCUACAAAUAUUGAGUCCCUACUAUGUAUAAGGCAUAGUGCUGAGCACAGGGGAACCAGCAGUGAACAAGAACCACACAGGAAGUGAAAUAGUGCAGUUACUGAGGUAGCAGAAAGAAUUACCAGAUGGUCCUCAGACCUCCCUGGUGCAGUUCUCCAGUAAGUAACAUUGGAUAGCUGAGAAGAUCCUCAGUGGAGAAGGAGCCGACAGACACUAUGGAAUCCUAUAUAAGUGAGAGCAUUGCCCAGAUGGUCAACAUCCAGACAGAGGAUCAAAGGAACAAGCUGGGGACCAUUUCCUGCAAGAAUUUAUAGGGAAGAAAUUAAGAAGAGAAACCGGCUGGGCAGUGGUGGUGCACGCCUUUAAUCCCAGCACUUGGGAGA